AUGGCAAGUCGCUCGGAGCGGGAUGCAUCUGGCAAACGCAACCACUGCCAUUUCGCCGUGAAGGCUCUUCUCGGAGUCCCAGGCGAAGCUGUAUUCCUCGCAAACCCAUACAACAACCGCCAUGAGUGCGAGAGCCGGUCUCAAAUUUCCCGUCUCUCACCAGACGCUCAGGCCAAACUUAUUGUGCCUUUGCUACUGGAGGCAUUCAUCAACCGUACGACGAGCCGGGCCACCACCGACGAGAGCCUUGCGCAGGCUGUGUCCCGCAGGUGCCAGGAAAUUGGCAUCAGACGCGAGCUUUGUGAUGUUGCCGUCACUACCGCUGAAGAGCUUCGCAGUGCCGAGGCGUGCUGGAGUCGAUGGAGCAAGGCAUUAGUGGAAGCAAUGGCUGUGCUUAAUAUCUCGGAUGACGGUGUCGAGAAUGUCGAGAUGGUCUGCAUGAAUUGUGGGUUUACUCUGUCGAUGGAUAAGCCCCUGCAGCCGUGUUCUCGGUGCUUGCAAGUCUCGUAUUGCUCGAGGGAAUGUCAAACCGUGGACGCUAAGGGUCACAGUCCGGAAUGUGUGUCUGGUAUUGAUUGA
Molecule: messenger RNA, 579 nt
Organism: Penicillium robsamsonii
Lineage: Eukaryota; Fungi; Ascomycota; Eurotiomycetes; Eurotiales; Aspergillaceae
Product: zinc finger MYND domain-containing protein
Exons: 3
Coding region: 1-579 (192 amino acids)
Source: RefSeq, a predicted model, not a curated record